Molecule: messenger RNA, 2664 nt
Organism: Tachysurus fulvidraco (yellow catfish)
Lineage: Eukaryota; Metazoa; Chordata; Actinopteri; Siluriformes; Bagridae
Product: myeloid cell surface antigen CD33-like
Exons: 6
Coding region: 783-1805 (340 amino acids)
Source: RefSeq, a predicted model, not a curated record
ACACACACACACACACACACACACACACACACAGUCUAAUGCUAGUGAACAUUUCAUUUUGAUCUGAUGAAAGAUUUCUGAUUUAGCAGUAAGUAAGUUACAAUAUCAUGAUCAUUAAUAAGAAAUAAAACACAACAUUAGUAAAAUAAUUAAAACCAUUUAAAUUGCUCAGGUCCUGGGCUCUGAGUGCACUGUUACGAUCCUGAUAUACAGAAUAAAUGAUAAAUUUGCUUCUUUUAAACACAUCAUUCAGGAUAAUUGAACAAGAUUAUGUCACUACAGGGCUGUGGAUUAGAAAGAGUUUUAAACCUUGUUAAGUUUUGCACUCUUACUCAUUACAUUACGACAUCCCCCGAACUACCUCUUGUUUUAUUGAAGCUAUUACAGUAUAUUUAGGUGUCAUGUCAUUAUGUACAAUGUGUUCUAUGUUGGAAGUUAAUAGUGUUAGUGUGGGAUGUACUGAGCCGAUGCUUGUUCCAGUUUCUACAUAAAAGUGAAGAGAACUGAAUAUGAACUCAACAAACAUGUUUGUUUUUUACUCUAAAAGAUAAAUUAGUGAGUAAAAUCCAAACUAGUUCUAGAUCUAGAAGUGUGAGUUUGUGUGUGUAUAUUGUGUACAUAAACCACAGGUCUGUCGUGUCUCUAUCAUUAGAAAUGAGUCGUCGUGUUUCUUUAUAAAAUUCUAUAACUUAUAACAUCUGAUCAUUUUUAUAACCUAUAAAAUGUAAAAAAUGUGAUAAAAAGUACUGUACAGAUAUUAAAGAGUUUUUAAAUGUGUGUUUAUGUACAGUAUAUAUACACACACAGACUGUGUACAGAUACACACACAAUAUAUAAAACUUCAUCACUCUCUUUUAAUCUCUAUUUAUUUCUACACAGGUGUUUUCACUCAGGACAGUAAAUGGGAUGUGAAAUAUCCUGAUAAACCGAUCUGUGCUGUGAGAGGAUUCAGUGUCUCCAUUAAAUGUAGUUAUUAUUAUCCACAAGGUCAUCAGGUGAUACAAAAGCUUUGGUGCUCGAUGAACUCAAAUACAGACGAAUGUGUAGACCCACCGUAUGUUUACGACAGUUCAUCAAACACUGAGUCAGACUUUGAGUUCACUGGAGACGACAAAUCAGACUGUACUUUAUUAAUCCACAAUGUACAGUUCAGUUAUUCGGGAGUUUACAGAUUCAGAUUUAUUACUGAUAAGGACAAAUACACAGGUGAACCUGGAGCGACUCUACAAGUUACAGAUUUAAAGGUGUCACUAAUCAGACUCAGUGGAAACGGAACCCUUAAACAAGGAGACUCCUUAAAUCUGACGUGUGAUGUGAGCUGCACACACACUUCCUCACAGUUUGUGUGGUCUAAGAACAAUCAGCGUUUAUAUACAUCAGGACCCGUUCUUCACUUUCCUGCUCUAACCCUGAGGGAUUCUGGGGAUUACACCUGCACUUGGGAAACUGGUGAGACGUCAAGAUCUGAAACCAUCAGCCUUCACGUGGAGGGUUUUGAUCAAUGGAAAAUCUGGAUCAUUAUUUUGAUUAUUGGGAUUUUGGUGAUCGUGGCCGCUGUAAUUUAUCUCAGGAGGAAACGUGAGAGAGGUGAAGAGAACGCACAGGAUGGAGCAAACACACACGAUAAACAGCCGAAGCCACAGCCGAGCUCUGUUCCUCAACUAGAUGAUGAAACAUUGCCUGAGGAGGAAGUGACUUACGCGAGAGUGUGUGUCAAAGACAAGAAAGUAACACAAGGGUGUGCCAACACCGAGCAACAGAAGGAGGAUGAUAAUGUCAUCUACAGCACUGUCAUUAAAUCCUGAUCACAUUAUUACAUCUCCAUCAAACUCAUCAGAACUGUAAAGAUUUCUGUGGGAACCUGUGAGAAGUUUAAUAUGAAUAUAAAAUACAUCUCAUCAAUUCCAGAUUAGUGUUUAUUCAUAUCAUUUAGUGAGAGUAUCUCGGUGUUUGACCCUUGAUUAGAACAUUGCCUUUAGUUUAAUAUUCACUCUGGCUUUUAUUCCUUUAUUAAUUGUUCAGUCAUGAGCAGAACAUCAUGUACACACACAUGAGCAAUGUAGAGCAAUGAGCAGCCAGUAUGACUACAGGAACCAGAUGGAACUUCUCACUUAACCGCUGUUAAAAAAAAAAGUUCCUCUAAAGUGAUAGAGUUCAAACACCAGCAGAUCUGUUUUCCAGUCUCUUAACAUUGUAUUAAAAAACUCUUAAAAAUACUUUAAAUUUCAAUAAAUAAAGUAAAUGUGGUUUCAGCUGUUUACCAUAUUGUUUAUAGUGCAGGGACAUUUUUACCCUAAAGAUUAUAAAUUCUGAUUCGCUGUGACCGUUAAUGCAGGGGCUAAAUCACAGAAAUCAUCACUGUACAUUCUUAACUAUAGAACAUGUAGAUGCUUUUGUAAAGUCAUUAAUAAAUGUUACUGGUAAUUUCUUAUUUUAAUGGAUCGUGGGAUUCUGCAUGAGAACCUUAAACCUCUGUUUAUUAGACAUUAGGACUGUUUCAUGGACCGCAUCACUUUAUCAACUUCUAAGCUGUUUAAUGCAGGACAGUGAUGUAAUUUUUGGACUCCAGACUUUACGGAUGUCUCGGAUUUCUUCCCUCGAUUCACUGAUCCUGUUGUGUACGUCGUGUCUUUCGUAAAAAUAAAAUCUCAAUGCUUUCUUAGA